Molecule: messenger RNA, 1779 nt
Organism: Syngnathus typhle (broad-nosed pipefish)
Lineage: Eukaryota; Metazoa; Chordata; Actinopteri; Syngnathiformes; Syngnathidae
Product: kelch-like protein 10
Exons: 5
Coding region: 25-1779 (584 amino acids)
Molecular function (GO): protein binding
Source: RefSeq, a predicted model, not a curated record
UUCCGAGAUGGCAAAACUAUCAAGAUGAGUUACGAUGGUAAAUAUUCAUACAGGUCUGUCGAUGACGAACUACGUCUAACAAGGAAACUAAGCGAUGCGGUCAUCAGGGUUGACAAUGCUGAAUUUCAUAUCCACAAGAUUAUUUUUUGCAGGUGCAGUCAAUACUUCAGAGCCCUCUUUCUACGUUGGUCGGCUCCGGACCAGAGGGUCUACGUCAUACAUGGUCUGACGGCGCAGUUAAUGCAACUAUUUGUUGACUUUGCAUACGCCGGCAAAGUGUCGGUGACAAAAAACAAUGUCAAGGAUUUGUUGCUGGCUGCAGACCGGUUCAACAUAACCGGCAUCGUCCAGACCUGCUGCGCAUUUCUAACGGAACACCUCUCUCCAGAAAACUGUAUUGGCAUCUGGCAGUUCACAAGGAACUGCUACACCCCGGACCUGCAGCGAAACGCCUACCGGUACAUCCUCUACCACUUUGAAGAUGUUGCGUGUUCAAACGAGUUGCAGCAACUCUCCGUACAGGACUUGUGUGACAUUCUGGACAGGGAUGACCUUAUGGUGAAAACAGAGAAUACCGUUUAUGAAGUCAUUUUGCACUGGAUUGCACAUGCACCUUGGGAGCGAGCUGAAAACAUGGCGUUGCUGCUGGCCAAAGUCCGUCUCGCGUUGACAAGUGUGGAGUUCAUUGCAAUCAAGGUGCUGGCCAAUCAACUGAUCCAGGACAGCAGGAAAUGCCUGGACAUAGUUGCCUUGGCCACCCGUGUCAUGUGCCACAUGACCACAAACUCGGUGCGCGGCUACCGCAACUUGGUGGCUCGUCCUCGCCUGCCUUCCGCCAUCCUGCUCGCUAUCGGCGGCUUCAGCGGCCCCAACCCAACGCACCUCAUCGAGGCGUACGACGUGCACGCCAACACGUGGGCCGACCUGGUCGAUAACAUGGAACAACCGCACGCUUACUUCGGCACUGCCUUCCUGGGCAACUCUGUCUACUGUGUGGGUGGUUUUGAUGGCCGCAGGCACUACAACACUGUCAGGCGCUUUGAUGUGAACACUCGCACCUGGCACCAGGUGGCACCCAUGCAUUUUCGCCGCUGCUCCGUGAGCGUCACGGUACUAAACGGGCGCGUGUACGCCAUCGGUGGCGUGGAUGGUCGUAUAAGACUAAAAAAUGCAGAGUACUACACGCCCGAGACCAACCAAUGGACUCUUAUUGCCAGUAUGCAUGAGCACAGAAGCGACGCCAGCUGCACCACCCUCAACAACAAGGUUUACGUUUGCGGUGGUUUUAAUGGAAACGAGCCCUUGCGAACAGCAGAGUAUUACAACCCAGAGACCAACGCGUGGACCAUGAUAGUCCCAAUGAACUGCUGUCGCAGUGGCACCGGAGUCAUCGCGUAUGCCAACCAUGUUUAUGCAAUCGGCGGUUAUGAUGGCGACAUGCGUCUGUGCAGCAUGGAGGCAUACGACCCCAACACGGAUGCUUGGAUGCUCUUACCUUCCAUGCAGUGCCAACGCAGCAACUUUGGCAUCCAGGUGGUAGAGGACCGCCUCUUUGUGGCCGGAGGCAACACGGGCGUGUCGGCCACCAACCUGGUGGAGUACUAUGAUGCCCACUCCGCCACCUGGUUCCCGGCUUGCAACAUGGCCGUAUCUCGAAGCGCGCUCAGUUGCUGCGUGGUGUCCGGCUUGGUCGACGUUGGCCAUUUUGUUAAGCUGCGCAGCGAACUGCCUUGGCUUCAGUUGGAGGAAGUGGCCCUGGAAUUGGAGAAUGAGUUUUGA